AUGGACGCUCUGUCGCUGGGCUAUGCCACGAAGCCCGCACAGCCGGGGCCCGAGGAUCAGCCUCAAGAGAAGAAGAAGGAGGAUGAGCCGUCCGAGGACGAGCUCAGCACGCCGUGGCGCGCGUGCGCGUGGGGGCGGAUCGACAGGCUGAAGGAGAUGUUGGACAAGGACGCCGAGUGCGGGCGGAGAGCGAACGAGGACGGGUUCUACCCGCUGCAGUGGGCGGCGCUGAACAACCGCGUGGACACCAUCGCGUACCUGCUGGACGAGUGCGGCGCCGCGCUGCACCAGGAGGACCACACGGGGCAGACCGCGCUGCACUGGGCCGCGGUCACCGGGUCGAUGGAGGCCGCGCAGUGCCUGCUGGACCGCGGCGCGUCCGCCGACCACCCGGACCGCAAGGGGUACACGCCGUGCCACGUGUGCGCGCAGUACGGGCAGACGGCGCUGCUGUACUACUUCCACUACCGCUGGAAGGCCGACACGGACCGCCAGGACGCCGACGGCCGCACGCCGCUGCACUGGGCGUGCUACAAGGGCUUCGCGGACACCGCGCGCCUGCUCAUCGUGCUCGAGUGCAAGAUGCUCAACCCCGACAAGGAGGGGUGUUCGCCGGUGCACUGGGCGGCGAUCCGCGGGUACGGCGAGUGCAUCACGGUGCUGGUGCACGGCGGCGGGCCGGACAUGCUCAAGGAGAAGGAGGUGACGGGGUGCACGCCGUACGAGCUGGCGAUGGCCAAGGGGCACGUGACGGUGGCCAAGCACGUCAAGGCGAUCCAGACGCGGCAGCAGCAGGCCAAACACCCGCUCUGGGGCGCCAACGGGCGCCUGCGCUGGCUCGCCGCGCUGCACCUGUGCCCCGUGGUGUGGGGGAUGAUGCUCGGGCUCGGGCUGUGGUUCUACCACGUCGUCGUCGCGGACAGCGCGGCGUACGGCCCGCUCGGCCCCGCGAUGACGCGGUGGGUCCAGUUCGCGUACGUCCUGCUCGCCGCGUCGCUGGCGCUGCUGUACAAGACCACCACGGCGGACCCGGGCGUCAUCUCGCCGGGCAUCGGCGAGGCGCGCCCGUCCAAGGAGGACCCCGAGCUGUUCGAGCCGAACCAGUACAGCUUCCGCGGGUCGCCCGCGCUGUGGCGGGGCAACUGGGGGCAGAUCUGCGUGAGCUGCCGCAUCGUCAAGCCGCUGCGGUCCAAGCACUGCGCGGUGCGCGACCGCUGCAUCGAGGUGUUCGACCACUACUGCCCCUGGGUCGGCACCACCGUGGCCAAGGGCAACCGGCACUACUUCCUGGCCUUCCUGUGGACCGGCCUGGCCACGAUGGUCCUCGGCGCGGUGCUCGCGGGCGUGCGCGCGCGCAGCGUGGUCACGGGCCGCGCGCGCGCCGACCACAUGGGCGCGCACCUCGGCGUGGUGUUCUUCAUCGUGUUCGACGUGCUGCUCAUGUUCUCGGUGGGGCUGCUCGCCAUGGCGCAGACGAACCAGGUGAUGCACAACGUGACGACGAACGAGCUCGCGAACUGGUACCGCCUCCCGCACUUCAAGGACCCGCGCGGGCGCUACCGGAACCCGUUCGACCGCGGGUGGAGGCGCAACGUGUGGGAGACCUUCCACCCGAAGACGACGCCGCUCGAGGGGGUCGUGCUGUCGCCCGAGCGGGAGGCCGUCGAGGCGCCGCUGCACGCGUGCGGCGACGCGGGGUGCCGGCACUGA
This is a messenger RNA of Pedinophyceae sp. YPF-701, 1710 nucleotides long. The record is from the annotation of a GenBank genome assembly. Lineage: Eukaryota; Viridiplantae; Chlorophyta; Pedinophyceae.